GGAAGGCAGCAUCCUAGCAAAAUAUGGAAGAAGUGAAGCUACUAGGAGCUUGGCCUAGUACAUUCAGUUACAGAGUUCUUUGGGCUCUGAAACUCAAGGGAGUAAGUUAUGAAUUUGUAGAAGAGAAUCUCUCCAACAAAAGUGAGUUGCUUCUACAGUAUAACCCAGUUCACAAAAAGAUCCCAGUGUUAAUCCAUGGUGGAAAGCCAAUAGCAGAGUCCACUAUCAUUCUUGAGUACAUAGAAGAGACAUGGCCACAGAAUCCCUUGCUCUCAGAAGAUCCUUAUGAGAGAGCUAUGGCUAGAUUCUGGACCAAGUUUGGAGAGGACAAGAGCCCAACGUUUUUUGCCUUCUUUCAAACUGUUGGAGAGGAACAAGAGAAGGCAACAAAAGAAUUCAAAGAACUGCUAGGAAUCAUAGAAGAGCUUGGCCUUGGUGACAAGAAAUUUUUUGGGGGUGACAAAGUUGGAAUGACUGACAUAGCCUUUGGAUGGAUAGCUGGCUGGCUUCAACCCAUGGAGGAAGCAGUUGGUGUCAAGCUGCUGGAACCUGGUAGCUUCCCUCGUUUACAUCUAUGGACUCAGAAUUUCAAGGAAGUUGCCGUCAUCAAAGAGAACCUUCCUGAUUAUGAUGAAAUGUUGGCCUAUUUCAAAAGUCUAAGGCAGAUGUUUAUGGCACUAGCAAAAUCAGAGACCAUUAUUUGUAUUUUUCCACCAAGAUGAAUGCUUCUAGUAAUGACGAUUGAAAACAUCCAUCGCAGGAAACAUCAUAUAUUAAAUUUAUGUAUGAUUACAGAAAAGAGUUUAUUUAACUUCAAUUAUAAGCUCUUAUGCCUUGUGUAUAGCCCACUUCGUUUCAGCCAGUUUGAGGUGAGAUCAGAAUGAAAAGUUACCAUUGCAAGAGCAAGAGCAAGAGCAAGAGCCCUAAACAUGAUUGCAACUACCACUUCGAAACUAGAGAGCUUCUCCUUGAGAUGUAAUGUCCUGAGUUGAUGGACGCUAAUGCACUCCAAUGCCACAUUUCAGCGUCACACAUCCACAGCCAGCGGAAAACCGUUCUUACAUCCACAGCCUCUUGGUGGGUGCUCGUGGACAGCUGGGCUAAACGCAGGAUUAAUCCACUUAGCAUUGAAACAUCGCCACGAGUUUUGGCUAAACAAGGUUCACAGUGCAUUUAUGUAACAACUUUUGUGAAUUCAAUAUACAGUUCAACGAAAGAGAUCCAUAUGAAUAACUUGAAAUUAAAUCUAUGUCAAUGAAGUAAAAAAAAAAAA
Molecule: messenger RNA, 1273 nt
Organism: Populus trichocarpa (black cottonwood)
Lineage: Eukaryota; Viridiplantae; Streptophyta; Magnoliopsida; Malpighiales; Salicaceae
Product: probable glutathione S-transferase
Exons: 2
Coding region: 24-722 (232 amino acids)
Biological process (GO): glutathione metabolic process
Cellular component (GO): cytoplasm
Molecular function (GO): glutathione transferase activity
Source: RefSeq, a predicted model, not a curated record